Phragmites australis (common reed) is the source of this 1857-nucleotide messenger RNA. RefSeq lists its product as uncharacterized. NCBI's taxonomy places the organism in Eukaryota, Viridiplantae, Streptophyta, Magnoliopsida, Poales, Poaceae. The transcript is spliced from 2 exons. Bases 688 to 1200 code for a protein of 170 amino acids. The record is from RefSeq and is a predicted model, not a curated record.
CUUGGCUCUCUCUCUCUGUUUGACAUCUCUCAAUCCCAAUUCCCCAUUCUGAGUUUCACCAUCACCCUAACCCGCCUAGAGCCCUAGACGCAACACACCCGCUGGCUGCCGGCAGCCGUGCGCUGCGCGCAAGGUGCAGACAGCACUCGGCACUCGGCAGCUCGGAGUCGGCACUUGGGCCUCGGUAGACGGCAUGCGGUAGAUGGAAGCUCGCCAGCUUGGGGCUCGACGCGCGUUGCGCGCGGUUGCACUACUGCAGGCAGCAGACCUGCAGCCUGCAGCACACUAGGUCACCAGGCGCCAGCACCAUGCAAGCGCGCCGCGCGUAGCACCUAGGUGGCAGGCAGCCAGGCUUGCAAGGGCGCAAGGCUGCAGCCUGCAAUGGAGUCAGUCGUCGGCGUCGGGGCUCGAGGCUUAGGCUGCAUGCGACCGCAGCACCACGCAUGCAGGCUGCAAGCCAGCAGGCGCAGCUGCACAGCCGCAGGCCAGCACCGCGCAAGCACAGGCCGGCAAGCACACUGGCACAGGCACAGCGGCAACACUGCUAAGUGCUAACUGGUGAGUGGUGAGGACAAUCCAAAAUUCCAAAUCCACAAUUUCUAAUUUUCUUGCACAAUUGAUAUAGGAAUCUAGUUUUGAGGUGUGUAAUUGUGUAUGUUUUUAAUGUAUAUCUUAGAGCUUUGAAAAAUGAAGAAGGAAUUAGUUGAUUUGAAAUCUGUAUGGGAAAGAGUUGCAAAGACACAUAAGGUAGAGUCCAUAUUGACAUCACAACUGAUUACCAUUGAGAGUCAAGCUCAGAAUCAAAGUAUGCUGCCACAGCUGAUUACCAUUAAGAGUCAAACUCAGAAUCAAAGUACCCCUUCCGUUGAGCCUGACAUAAGAACCAAUGACGCUCUGGUAGCAAGGGAAGUGGUUGAACCAAUAGAACCCGAGAUAGCAAGCAAUGAACCUGAGACAGAACAUUCCCCUUUGUCCCCUAUCAGAGAUGGUGAUGAAUCAGAGUAUGAAUCAAGUGAUGAAGCUAUUUAUGAUAUUGACUUUCUUUUUCAUGAUCCUGGAAAGAGGAUUCCCAUCAAAGGCUAUGUUGUCAAUGAACGAAAUUCUAUGAUAAGGGAAUAUAUUGCAUUGGGGCCAUAUCAACCACGGGGUCAUGAUUUUCCUAUAAGGAAUAUUGGAGAAGAGGGAUCAAGAUAUUGUUAAUGCAGUAGAUCUCAUUUUCUUGACAAAGAUUCAAUUGCAACAAUUGCGGGAGGAUCCUGGAUGGGAUGAUUUUCUUGAAGAUGUCAAUUCUUUUUGUGUUAAGCAUGGAAUCAAAAUUGCUAAUAUGGAUAGUUUCUACAAACCGGUUGGAAGAGAUAGGAGAUUCUUUACAAAAGUCAAAAAUUUACAUCGUUUCCAUGUUGACAUGUUCUUAAGUGUCAUUGAUAGGCAACUUCGAGAGCUUAAUGAGAGAUUUGAUGAGGUAAACACAUAUUUGCUUCUUUGCAUGGCAUCAUUCAAUCCUGCUGAUUCAUUUGUUGCUUAUGAUAAAGCCAAAUUGGUUAAGCUUGCUCAAUUUUAUCCUAAUGAUUUCUCAAGCUCGGAGUUGAAUUAUCUUCCUUUUCAAUUUCAACUCUUUGUUACUGAUAUGCGUAGAGAUGAAAGUUUUAGAAAAGAGAAGAAUCUUGCUGACCUUUCUAUUAUGCUUGUUGAAACAAAGAAGCACAUCAAAUAUGAUGUUAUGUACAAGCUUUUUAAAUUGGUGCUAAUACUUUCCGUAUCUACGGCUAGUAUUGAGAGAGUAUUUUCCUCAAUAAAUUAUGUGAAGAACAAGUUGAGAAAUAGGAUGGGGAUCAAUACUUGAAUGAUUGUUUGGUC